Messenger RNA from Phoenix dactylifera (date palm), 2234 nucleotides. RefSeq names its product Met-10+ like family protein. NCBI's taxonomy places the organism in Eukaryota, Viridiplantae, Streptophyta, Magnoliopsida, Arecales, Arecaceae. Gene Ontology annotation, molecular function: tRNA (guanine(37)-N1)-methyltransferase activity. The record is from RefSeq and is a predicted model, not a curated record. Gene Ontology annotation, biological process: tRNA N1-guanine methylation. Gene Ontology annotation, cellular component: cytoplasm.
UCCCCAAGCCCUCUACCCCCGAUGUUUUCUUUCCUGGCGCUCCGACCUCACUCUCCCUUCCCCCUUUCCUUUCCCUCCCCCCACCGCCUCCUCCCCAAACCCUCCCUCUUCUCCGCCCUCUCCGCAUCCCUAACCCUAACCCUAGAUCCCGACGACCGGCCACUGCACUACGGCCCCUCCCUCCGCCGCGGCCGGAGGCCCUCCCCGGCGUCGCCCCCCUCCCGGGGCUCCGGGGACGGACCGUUGAUCGACAGGGCGAGCUUCGCUCGCGUCUUCGAUGUGCCCGCCCUCCGGGUGCCGGUGGAGGAGUGUGCCGCCCUUGAGAGCCGCCUCCGCGGCCACCUCCUCAACUGGCCCCGCGUCCGGAACGUCGCGCGGGUCCCCGGCGACGAUAUGGAGCCGGAGUUCAAGAGGAUUAUGAGGGACUCCGAGGGGGACGGUGGAGAUCGGCUCCGUUCCCUGGCACGGCGGGUGGAUGGGGGAUCCGACGGCGAGGAGGUGGUUGCCCUGAGCCCGGUGAUGUACAGGGACAAGCUCGCCAAAGAUUUCAACUGGCGCGGUUUUGUUAGGUUUAGGAAUUUGGCGAAGAUCUCGCGGCCGAAGAAGAAGAAGAAGAAGAAGAAGCGGGACGGGGAGGGGGAGGGGAUUGAAGCGAAGAAGAGGAUGGAAAAGAGUGAGUCUUCUUUCUUGGAGUUGGUCGAAGAAGGUGGAGGAGAUGGAGAAGAGGAGGAUGAUAUGAGGGGUUUGCUAGGAGCAGACUUCCAUGCUGGGAGAUGGAGAGGUCCAACUCGGUUGCUGCUGUUAGAUGAGCGGUAUGCAAACAAGGGCAUCGAUGAGCUCCCAGAGGCCGUCAAGGUUGUGUUACUAGAUGAUAGUCAGGAAUGCAUGGCUUCAAUAUAUGAGCUUGUGCAAUGCCGUUUGACAUUAUUUUAUAACUAUUGGCAGAUGAACGAGCUUUUGGAGGUCUUGCUUCCUGAGAAUAUGGUUGUUCCAACAGGUUUUGAAACAGUUGGGCAUAUUGCACACUUGAAUUUGCUAGAAGAGCACUUGCCCUACAAGAAACUUAUUGCUCAGGUAGUCUUGGAUAAGAACAAGCCAAAGAUACAAACAGUUGUUAACAAGAUUGAUGCUAUUCAAAAUGAAUACAGAACGAUGCAACUUGAAGUAUUGGCUGGCAACCAUUCUCUUGUUACUACAAUUGUUGAGAAUGGCAUACGUUUUCAAGUUGAUUUAGCAACAGUUUACUGGAAUUCCAGAUUGGCAACUGAAAGACAAAGGCUUGUUAGUGGCUUUACAAGCUCUGAUGUGGUUUGUGACGUCUUCUCUGGUGUUGGUCCAAUAGCUAUUUUUGCGGCAAAGAAAGUGAAGCAUGUAUAUGCUAAUGAUUUAAACCCCAUUGCUGUAGAAUAUCUUGAAAGAAACAUUGUCCUUAACAAGCUUGAGAGAAAAAUUGAGGUUUUUAACAUGGAGGGCAGGAGGUUCAUUGGUUCUAUAUUUGCUAACCAACGGCCUUAUUCUAUUACACAAGUGGUUAUGAAUUUGCCUAAUGAUGCUGCUGAGUUCCUUGAUGCAUUCAGAGGCAUCUUCGGGAAGAGACGAGGGGAGAAUGGUGACGCAUUGCCUAAGAUUCAUCUCUAUGGAUUCUCCAAGGCCCAAAAUCCAGAGUAUGACUUUCAUGAGCGGAUAAACAUGGCACUUUGCGAGACGGUAGCCAAUGUAGAAAUGCAUAGAGUCCGGCUUGUUGCACCUGGGAAAUGGAUGCUCUGUGCAUCAUUUACUUUACCACAAACUGUUGCAUUUUGCAAAGCAAACUGGUCAUUAGAGUAGAUUGUUGUACAUUGGUGCCCUUCUAUAAUGAUAUAUCCUUGUUUUCACAAGAAAGGUGCAGAUAAGUUGCAUGCAGACUUUUCUCCUGCGGAGUUGCAUGUCUGAAAUAAUCACGGUACAAUUCCUGGAAUUCCUAUACAUUGCUUGAAUAAUUAGACCCAGAACCAACCUCCUGAAGGCUCACCAACUUGUAAAAAGGCAAGGAGAUGACGAUGGAAGACGGGAAAUGGCAGAGGGUUUUUUUCCCCUCCAGCUAACAAGAAAAUUAUGCAGGGUUCUUUUUUAUAGAUGUGAAGAGCACAGCUUCGUACUCGCUUGUAAGAAGAGGCUUUGAGCUGAGUGUAAAAUAAUAUUUGGCAUCAAUGACUUGAAUUUAUGACAGUUACUAAUAUGAUAUUAAUUGGUCA